This is a messenger RNA of Cornus florida, 1859 nucleotides long. RefSeq lists its product as uncharacterized. The coding region runs from base 169 to 1506 and encodes 445 amino acids. The record is from RefSeq and is a predicted model, not a curated record. The transcript has 10 exons. NCBI's taxonomy places the organism in Eukaryota, Viridiplantae, Streptophyta, Magnoliopsida, Cornales, Cornaceae. Gene Ontology annotation, molecular function: protein binding.
UCUCUAGAUAUUCGCGAUCGAUUUGCCUGAUAAUAAUUUCUAUCGAUUUCGUCUAUUAAUUUAUCAACUAAUCUUCAUGAUCAAUUUCUAAUAUAUAAGGGAAGGAGUUACAGAUCGAUAUCGUGGGAGCUAGAACGAGGAUUUAAACGCUGAAUUAAAGAAAAGAUCAUGUCAAAUCACCAAGGGGAUGACGCUGAAUACAUGGCAGAUGAAUAUGAAAUGGAAGAUGCAGAUGAUAUGGAUGAAGAGUUACUUGACAGAGAGUUGGGUGGCUCGGAGUCUGAUAUGGAGGAUUAUGACCAUUUGAGUGAUAAAAUGGCAGAUACUUCCGCGGCUCAAGCUAGGAGGGGCAAAGAUAUCCAAGGAAUUCCCUGGGAAAGGCUUAGCAUCACCAGGGAGAAAUAUAGGCAGACUAGAUUAGAACAUUACAAGAACUAUGAAAAUGUCCCUCUAUCUGGAGAGGGGUCAGAGAAGGAAUGCAGAAUCACAAAGAAAGGGAACACGUAUUAUGCAUUCAGACGCAAUUCACGGUCUGUAAAAUCAACAAUUCUUCAUUUUCAGUUGAGGAACCUGGUUUGGGCUACAUCAAAGCACGAUGUUUACCUCAUGUCACAUUCUUCUGUCGUUCAUUGGUCUUUAUUAACUUUUAACAAGACCGAUGUUCUCAAUGUUUCAGGACAUGUGGCGCCGUGUGAGAAACAUCCUGGAAGUCUUUUGGAAGGAUUUACACAGACCCAAGUUAGCACGCUAGCAGUCAAAGAUAGGUUGCUAGUUGCUGGAGGGUUCCAGGGAGAACUUAUUUGCAAGUAUUUAGACAGACCUGGAGUUUGCUACUGUUCCAGGACAACUUAUGAUGAUAAUGCUAUCACUAAUGCUGUCGAUAUCUAUACCACACCCAGUGGUGCAGUUCAUUUCACUGCUUCAAAUAAUGACUGUGGAGUUAGGGACUUUGAUAUGGAAAAUUUUCAGCUUUCCAAGCAUUUCCGUUUUCCUUGGCCAGUGAAUCAUACUUCCCUGAGUCCUGAUGGUAAGCUUCUUAUAAUUGUUGGAGAUAACCCAGAUGGUCUAUUGGUGGACUCUAGAACUGGAAAGACAGUUAUGCCCUUGUGUGGGCACUUAGAUUACUCAUUUGCAUCAGCAUGGCACCCUGAUGGCAUCACUUUUGCAACUGGGAACCAGGACAAAACCUGCCGAAUUUGGGAUGUCCGGAAUUUAUCCAAGUCCGUUGCUGCUUUGAAAGGUAACCUUGGAGCCAUUCGGUCAAUCCGCUACACAUCUGAUGGCCGAUUCAUGGGAAUGGCAGAGCCUGCAGAUUUCGUCCACGUUUAUGAUGUAAAAACCGGUUAUGAGAAGGAGCAGGAAAUUGAUUUUUUUGGUGAGAUAUCUGGCAUGUCCUUUAGUCCAGACACAGAGUCCCUUUUCAUUGGAGUGUGGGAUCGUACAUAUGGUAGCCUCCUUGAGUUUGGCCGACGCCGGAACUACUCAUAUCUUGAUUCUGUUGUCUGAGUGGGAUGUGCACUCUGCAAAAAAUAUGGGACGGCUCAUUUCCUGGCGUAACUUUGGAGCCUGGCAGCGUAUCCUGCAGUAGAAAUGGUUCUAGGUGUAUAUGUACUUUGUUGUGCAAUGUAGCUUGUUAAUGUUAUUUUAGCAGUGGCACAUUAUGAGCUUGAAUAUGAAUAUAGGAGUGAGGGGUUGUACAGAAGGCUAGGAAGCAUUGGUCCUGCAGACGGAAAUAAGUAGAACUAGGGAUUCUCAAGUACCGGACUUGUUUUUAAUUUUCAUGCCGUUUUCUUAUGUUUGUCUGGAAAUCAAAAUUUUUCUUUUAGGAGCUCUCGUUGAAUGGAAUAAUCUUUGCUUUA